This is a messenger RNA of Penicillium maclennaniae, 768 nucleotides long. Its product is annotated as acetate uptake transporter family protein. The transcript has 4 exons. Gene Ontology annotation, cellular component: plasma membrane. The record is from RefSeq and is a predicted model, not a curated record. NCBI's taxonomy places the organism in Eukaryota, Fungi, Ascomycota, Eurotiomycetes, Eurotiales, Aspergillaceae. Gene Ontology annotation, molecular function: acetate transmembrane transporter activity. Bases 1 to 768 code for a protein of 255 amino acids.
AUGGACUCGAAUGACUUUGCAACCACGAAAUCUGAAGAGGCAAACAUGCCCUCUUCAUCCCAGGCAAAUCACAUUUAUUAUGAAAACCUUGAACGCCUCCACACUGCUGGUGGACACGCAAAUGACAGAAGUCAACCAGCUCUUCCGAUUUAUCAUCGCACAUUCGCCAAUCCCUCUCCAUUGGGAUUGAUAUCAUUCGCGACAGACAUCUUCCUCAUCUGCGUCUUCGGACUUCAAGCUAGGGGUGUGACUGCACCAAAUGUAAUGGUUGGGUGCCUUGUAUUCUACGGCGGCGUCGGUCAGUUUAUUGCUGGAAUCAUGGAAUUCAUCACGGGAAACACUUUCGGUGCCACCGUCUUUUCUUCCUACGGCGCGUUCAACUUGUCGUAUGCAAUGAUUUAUCUACCCGGGACGGGUAUACUGGCCGCAUAUACCGAUUCUACAACCGGUGCCUUAAGCCCUACUUUCGAUCAGGCUCUAUCGCUUUACCUUUGGGCAUGGCUGAUUGUAACGGUGGCAUUCACCAUCGCGGCGAUACGAUCCUCUUGGGUUCUUUUCAUGGACCUUUUCUUCUUGGACAUAUGCCUUCUCCUACUUGCUUGUGGGUUUAUGGUCAAGGUCCAGGGUCUCUUGACAGCCGGGUACUCUUUCGGCCUCGUGGUGUCGUUUCUUGCUUUCUGGGCAGACUGGGCUGGUUGUGCUGGUUUAUGGGGUGGAGGAGUAACCCCUAUCAAGCUGCCGACAUUUAAUAUGUACACGGCUGUUUGA